Yamadazyma tenuis ATCC 10573 is the source of this 506-nucleotide messenger RNA. RefSeq names its product mitochondrial 54S ribosomal protein mL43 (gene MRPL51). Gene Ontology annotation, biological process: mitochondrial translation. NCBI's taxonomy places the organism in Eukaryota, Fungi, Ascomycota, Pichiomycetes, Serinales, Debaryomycetaceae. Gene Ontology annotation, molecular function: structural constituent of ribosome. Gene Ontology annotation, cellular component: mitochondrial large ribosomal subunit. The record is from RefSeq and is a predicted model, not a curated record.
ACCAAUGCCUGUUAAACCUAUAUUCAAACCCUCGUUAUUAAGAAACGGCUUGGGUACCUACGUCCAACCAUGCCAUAAGGUAACCAUCCAGUACUGCAACUGGGGAGGCUCCUCUAAAUCAAUCAGAGACCUCUUGUCCACAGGAUCUAUCAACAAAUUUGCUCUGGAAAAUUUGAAUAUCUUCGUGGAAGUUGUCAAGAAGUCAGGCCAUCCAGUAUUGAAGUUCGACUAUAGUCACGACAAACAAGAUAGUGUAGAAGUUAGGAAUAAGACCACCACAGAAGUGUUAAAACUUUUGUCGGACUAUUCACAGAGAUCUGGAAAUGAGUUGUUCAAAUAUAAUCACAAAGUGUUGUCUAACAACGAAUCGGUGAGAGGCGUUUGGUCUCCAAUGCACGAACAUAAAGGACACAGGUUCAAGAUAUAAGCAAGCAUAAUACAUAGGCAGGACUCCAAACGCUUAAAUUUGUACAUAGAGAAUACACUACAACUGAAAAAUUAUUAUU